AUGGAUAAUGGUCAAUUGAGCGGCAUUGUUUUUCUUGACAUUCGUAAAGCCUUCGACUCAAUUGAUCAUAAUAUUCUGCUUCAUAAAUUAAAAGAUCAAUUCGGUAAAUCGGAUAUUGAGUUAAGAUGGUUUGAGUCUUACUUAAAUAAUAGGGAGCAAGUCUGUAUUGUUAAUAAUUCAAUGUCAUCGUCAAAAAGGAUUGUUUCUGGGGUUCCGCAGGGAUCUAUUUCAGGUCCACUGUUAUUUUUACUCUAGAUCAAUGACCUCCCCGACUGCCUUCAAAAAACUACUCCUUAUUUAUAUGCUGACGAUACCCAAAUUUGCUGCAGCUCUAACAGUUUGAUUGAAUUAACCGAAAACCUUAAUCACGAUCUGAGUAGAAUCGGUGAUUGGCUUUCUAGAAAUAAAUUACAACACCACCCAACUAAGACCAAAAUAAUGUUCUUUGGCUCUAAACAUCAUAUUAAUUCCACAACUUUUGAUCAUCCAGUGAUGUUAAAUAACCAACGCAUCCCCAGAGUUCACUCUUUCACAUGUCUUGGUCUCGAUUUAGAUGAAAAUCUUAACUGGAAUUCACAUAUUCAGGCGAUUUGCAAAAAGGUUGGAGCAGGCCUGGGUACUUUGAGACAUAUUAAACCCUUUGUUCCAAUAACCACCCUUCAAACAAUUUAUCGAGCUCUGAUUCAGCCGUAUUUUGAUUAUUGUUCUCCCAUUUGGGGUGUCUGUGAUCAAAAUUUGAAAAAUAAACUCCAAAAAUUUCAAAAUCGCGCAGCCCGAAUCAUUGUCGGUGCAAGUUAUGAGAUUAGAUCUGCUGAUGUUCUUCAAUCUCGUGCUUGGGACAAUUUAGAGACAAUACGACGUACAAACAAAGCAAUAUUAAUGUUUAAAGUCUUGAAGGAUUACGUAGGACCUACGUUGAAAGAAUCCUUGAUAAGACGCAAUCAUAUGCAAACAAAUUAUGAUCUUAGAAAUAGUCAUACAGAUUUGGCUCUUCCUAAGCCUAAAAGAGAAUUCCUAAAAAAGGGUUUUAAAUACAGUGGAGCUAAGCUAUGGAAUAGUCUCUCUAUCGAUACGAAACUAGCAGAAUCAAUGCACCUGUUCAAAAGCCAUUUAAAACUUAACUCUAAUACUAUAUAUAUUUGAAAUAAAUUGUAACUCCGUCUAACCAUAACAUCUGGGGUCACACCAAUUUGUAAAUAGUCUUCUUUUCCCUUACAUUUUUUGUAAUUUUUAACAUUGUAGACGCCCCCCGUGGAAACCAACGCACCGUUGACGGGGCUAGUGUCUCUAAAUAAAGUUUUAAUACAAUAAUACAAUACAAUACUAUCCUUGGAUCCCUAGUUUAUAAUUAAUAUUUGUCCCUUUAUCUCUAUAACUUUAUUUACUUCCUAUGUUUGGAGCCGUAGACGUCUUCUAACAUUCAGGUACCCUAAUAUAUGUUUUUAACUUGAAGACAAGGAUCAACAUGGAAUGUCAGAGGAUGACGAUGGUAAAUUGCCUUUUUUAUAAUAUAUUUGUCCCUUUAAUCUUUAUAUAUAUUAACCUGAUUUACUUCUUAUGUUUGGAGCCGUAGACGUCUUAUAACAUUCAGCGGACACUAAUAUAUGUUUUUAAAUUUUUAGAAACUGGAGACAAGGAUCAACAUAAAAUGUCAGAGGAUGACGAUGGUAUAAAAGACCUUUUUUAAUUAAUUUUAUCUAACUUUAAAUUACUUCUUAUAAGUUCGCAGGUGUAAACGACGUUUCUCCAACUGUAUUGGACCAUAAACGUAGAAAUUAGUAUAAUUGCACUUUCACGGGGAUUAUAUAGUUAAGAUUGGGAUAAUAGUCAAGAUGACUUCAUUCAUACAAUUACAUUUAGUACUAAUUUUAAGAGGAUGACAUUUAUAUAUAUUUUUUAUAUAUAUCCGCCGUAUAGAAAAGGAACCAGAAGAUGACGUUGGUAAAUGACCUUUACUAUAUUACAUAUGUUUUUUUCCUAUCUAAAAUAAGUAUAACUAUUAACGCCGAUUCAUGCACUUAAUGGAACUGUCGAGCAUGAGCAUGCAUGCAGGUUGACAAUAUAUGUUAAUUUAAGAAAAUGACGUACUUUACGCCGUAGAGAAUCGCGUAUGAUUGACCUCUUCUACAUAUGGUUUAUUUAUCUCUUUUAUCUAACUUUAUUGUAUAAAGUAUAAUGCUUUAUAGAGAUUUCGAGCACUGAUGCAUGUGACAUUAUUUAUGAUAAUUUCACAUGUGAAAGUUAUCGCUUUUCAAUUAUCGCUUUUCUGUAAAAAUUAUCGCUUUUCAAAGACUAUCCUUUAUAUAAUAAACAGGAAAAUACAUGCAUGGAUGCUUGGAAAUACCGGAUUUAUGUCUCGUGUGGAACAUGAUAUUUCCGCGCACCCAUUUAUUAUUCUCUAUUUAAUUUACCUCUUACAUGUUGGCAGCUCAGUUUAAACGACUUUUUUUCUAACAGUUUCUCUUUUCCUAAAUCCUAACAUGUGUUUAUAUAAAUUUUUAGCCACUGGAGACAAAAACCAAUAUGAAAUACCAGAGGAUGACGAUGGUAAAUGAAAAAUAGUGAAACCUUUUUAAUUUUAGUUCGUGCAAAAACGUAGUUUGCGACUUUAUGUCGGACUUUAUAACGCGGCGGAAAGUAUAAAGUACAAAUAAUUGGACAUGAACAUUAAUAAAUAUGAAAAAGGAACGCCGAUUACUUUGCAAUUGCAUGAUUGCUUUGCGAUACUUCUAGUGCGAUAGCAGUGAUGGGCUUCAUGAAGUAUGAUACAUCCAAUGAAGUGGCAUCAGUGGCGUUACCGAGGCCAUUACGCUCGGGGGGGGGGUGUAUUUCUCUAUACUUACCGACUGGAAUUCCCCCCUCCCCUAAAACCCUGGAGAGCGGUGGAGGGAAGGGUUUAGAACCAUGCAGCGUCAACUGCGUCUUACUGAAAAAUUUCACGAGUGCAAACAGGUCAUUCACUGAUUUUGCCUAACGUUUUAGUCGGUAUGUCCAUUUACCGACAUUGUAUCAAUUUACCUACCAAUUUCAAACUUUACCGACCAUUUUCCAAAAAUACUGGUGGGCCGGUGUCACAAACACAACACCCCUCUCCUCGGCACGCCCCUGCGUGGCAUUAUCCAUGAUUCAUCAUCUAAUAGAGAUGAUUCAUCAUCUAAUAGAGCAUACUAUAAUAAAAAUGCAGAUCGACGUAUGUAUAUAUUAUUAUGAAUAUCAUUUUUGUUGCUCUUUUUAUCAAUAUAUACAGAAAACAAGGAGCUACUGAAAGUACUAGAAGGCGACGAUGGUAAGUUUUAGUUGUAUUUUUAUUUGUUGUAUAAAUGCAGCUAUAAAAAAAAGCAAUUCUUCCUGUAUCAAUGGGCCAAUAAACGUCAAUAUUGUAAGCAUUAAGCAUCACACUUUGAUGAAAAUGAUAUUUAAUUUGUUCUUUUUUAACAACUGUAGACAAAGAGCUUCCUGAAAUACUACAACCAAGAAAGGAUAAAAACGGUAAAUGGCCCUUUCUAUCGCGAUUCGUCUCAUCUAGAUUACUAUAACUUUAAUUAAUUUACUUUUUAUGUUCAGUUUACGUAAACCCUUUUCUCCAACGAACCGUCAUUGGACCCUAUUAUUACACUUUCAUGCACUGAAGAUGACAUUUAAUUAUAUAUUUUCAGCCAGUGGUGACAACGAAGCUGAAACUCCAGUAUCAGAAGAUGACGAUGGUAAAUGGCCUAUUAUAUCACUAAUAGAACCAAUUAAACAAAACCUAGGAAAAUUACGAUAAUUGCAAGUUAUUAAAAGGAAGGACAUUCCAAAGCAAAACGCAGCACUUAUAUAAGCCUAUUUCCCAUUUCAUUUAUUUAAAGGAGACACAACGUAUCUCCUUCAAUGGCAGUUACAUGCUUUCAUGUCUGCAUGGUUUUCACAAGCGAUGCAAGCUUAAUUAGCAUUGUAUUUAUAAAAGGCCAUCACGGAACAACUGUGGAUCCGCAUAGCUAUGAUACUGUCUAUAUAGGCUGACAAAAAAGUCGUCACAUAUUUUAAAUAAUCUAACGUAAAACUCCUCUCAAAUAUAUAUUUUAGUGACGUCCCAAACAAUGAAAGAGAAAGUGAUCAAACGAAAGAAAACCCAAGCAUUAGAAGACGGGCUAAAAACAUAUUUUCAGCCAUCGUCAAAAAAACGCUCACGAAAACCGAAAAUUUUUUAAAACUUAUACAAUUACAUAUUUCAAAUUCUGUAAAGAUAUAAU
Paramuricea clavata is the source of this 4232-nucleotide messenger RNA. Lineage: Eukaryota; Metazoa; Cnidaria; Anthozoa; Malacalcyonacea; Plexauridae. The record is from the annotation of a GenBank genome assembly.